AUGAUUGAAAAAUAUGAGAUUAUGUUGUCAGCAAAGAAAGGAGAAAUAGGUGUCAGAAGCAUAGAAUUUCUCAAAAUGAAUUUUGAAAAUGGUCAGUAUUAUCCUAGACCACAUAUUGCAGAAGAAUUGCUCAAAUUUGCAGAAGAGAAUCUCACAACAAAGCAAAUUCAGCAACUUUUGGGGAUUGCCAAUUAUCUUAGGGAUAUUAUCUCUCAUGUGUCUAAUCACACCAGCCAGCUAUCCAAACUUCUAAAAAAGCAUCCUCCUGUGUGGGGAACAGACUAUACUUUAGCUGUCCAAAUUCUCAAAAGAAUUGCACAGCAUCCACCUCCUUUAAAGAUUCUUGACAAGGGAUUGCGCACUACUAUAAAAUGA
Neltuma alba is the source of this 375-nucleotide messenger RNA. RefSeq lists its product as uncharacterized. The transcript has a single exon. Bases 1 to 375 code for a protein of 124 amino acids. Lineage: Eukaryota; Viridiplantae; Streptophyta; Magnoliopsida; Fabales; Fabaceae. The record is from RefSeq and is a predicted model, not a curated record.